Molecule: messenger RNA, 1110 nt
Organism: Lactuca virosa
Lineage: Eukaryota; Viridiplantae; Streptophyta; Magnoliopsida; Asterales; Asteraceae
Source: the annotation of a GenBank genome assembly
AUGUCUCUGCGCCUCCACCGUAGCCACCUGACCUCGGAUGGUACGCCACAGGAUCUUCGAAGGAGCACGGAAGUGAAUGGGACCAUGAGACGGCUUAGUGUUCAUACGCUUACGGAGAUAAUGAAGCGUCCACCACUACCUCCUUUGCGCAAAUACCUGAUCCACAUCACCUGCCAAGCUUCCGCCUAUGUCGUCGGAGUAGACAGAUGGGCCACCGCACUGAAACUCGGCAGCGACUCCGUCGGAAUCGAAUACAACACUCACCGCAACAUCAGAAUCGCACUUCUUGCCCUAGGAACCAUUCAGGAAAUGAAGAAAAAAUUGAUUCUAUUCAAAGGGAAAGGGUACGAUGAAGGCAUAUUUCUCUGUGACUUCGAUUGUUACAGAGCAAUAGUUCUUACUCCUCGUUUGACAAUGGUUUUUGAUGGAACUGAAGUUCAUGUUGUCAUGUUGAUGCUAUCAAACUUUCAAUCUGCACAAUGCAGUUUGUUGCAAAGAAGCUUGACAAAAGACUUGCAGAUCUCGGGGGAACUACAAUUCUUGAAAGAGGUGUCGGUCAAUGUUGUCUGCAAAAAAGUUAAAAAUCAACCAAUAACUAGAGCAAGUUAUGACAAAGAUGUACGCCAUUUGGAAUUUGAGCCACUUUCAUCUACUAUCGAGUAUGAAGUUGGUAAUGUUCUUGAGAUUCUUCCUUCACAAAGCCCUGAAGCAAUUGAUGCAUUCAUGACUCGCUGUAAUUUAAACCCUGAAUCCUAUAUCAUUGUUAAGCCUAGAAAUAAAGAAGAUUCCUUUAAAGAUGGUGUUGGUGCUUCAAAAGAUCCCAUAAAACUAAAAACAUUUGUCGAGUUGACUAUGGAUAUUGCAUCAGCUUCACCCAGACGUUACUUUUUUGAGGUCAUGAGUUUUUUCGUGAGUGCAGAACAUGAAAAAGAGAGACUUGAAUAUUUCGCCUCUCCACAAGGAAGGGAUGAUCUGAAGUUAGCCAAACUCACAAAGUUGAAUCGUUCAAAACUUGAAACAAUAUUACCUGUUACUGCUAUGAUUGUACAUGUCAAGACAACCCCCACCACAGGAGUUGGUUACCAAAGAACAACCAUGGAAGGGAGCUAA